AUGCGGAAACAGCUUCUUCACCUUCACCUCCAUGCCGUAAGUUCGGACGUCUGGGUUCAUAGAUCAUUACGCAUAAAAUGUUUGGUCGUAAGACAGCGUGAUUGGUUGCAAGGUUGCGGAAUCUCUCAAAGCGAAAAUGGAGCCUUGAAUCUCGCAAAAGGACAAUCGCAAUCCGUCUCGGACCGAGUCACUGGAGGAUCUGGUGUUCUAAGUCAGAGGAAAUAUCCCUGGAUGGCAUGGAUCGGAACGUCCGUCACUCCGCGCUCCUUCAAAUGCGGGGGAUCUCUCAUCAACGACCGGUAUGUCCUCACGGCUGCAAGCUGCAUCGACCCGAGCUUCAAAAAUUACUUCGUGACUCUAGGAGACUUCAACAGGUCGACGUUGUCCGACAGUCAUUCCAUUCAGAUUCAAGCCUCAGCCAUCGCUCAUCCUCAGUAUAACUCCAGUAACCGCAAUAACGACAUCGCCCUUCUGAAGCUCAAGAUUCCGGUGAACUUCAACGCCUUCCCACACAUCCGUCCUGUAUGUCUCUCUUCCACUGACAUCCCCACCACGGGACACACGAUCACUGUCGUCGGUUGGAGUAGCACCGGUGUCCCCUAUGCGAUUCCCGAGAAUGUGCUGAAGGAGGCUACGAUGAAGGUUGUCGGUCAUGCGACUUGCAAGGUCUCUUACCCAGUCCAAGCCACGAACAACACCAUCUGUGUUCAGCCUGAUGAUGAGAACUCCUGCAAAGGUGACUUCGGAAGCCCGUUGCUGUACCAGACUCCAUCCGGAUACUUCCUGGAAGUCGGCAUCAGCUCGUACGAUAAUGGGGAGUGUCUCCCGAGCACAGGGAUCACCGCCACCGUGGCAGCAGGUGGUGUCUGCAAAGGACAAUCCAAUACCCGUUUCUUCUUGGCAGUGGCUCAUUCUCCCGAAUCUCUUUCCAUUGCAGAUUACGUGGACAACUUCAUCAAGAACAACACCCAAGACGCCCAAUGGUGCCCGGCGCCUUGA
Molecule: messenger RNA, 999 nt
Organism: Darwinula stevensoni
Lineage: Eukaryota; Metazoa; Arthropoda; Ostracoda; Podocopida; Darwinulidae
Source: the annotation of a GenBank genome assembly